AUGAACGUGGACACGAAGGAUCAAGGUUCCCCAGCUCCGUCGGCGGAGCGCACGGAAGCCAGCCAGGAGAUUAGCGCCGCCGGAGACCAGCCCGAGCAGCCGAAGACCGAGGCCAACGGCGACGGAGCGACGAAUGGCACCCCGGCGAACCCCCAGAAGCCCAACCCGAAAGACCCGUCAAGGCCCCGGAGGAAGAAGGCGAGACGGGCUUGCUUUGCUUGCCAGCGGGCGCACUUGACUUGCGGUGAUGAGCGGCCGUGUCAGCGGUGCAUCAAGCGCGGUCUGCAGGAUGCGUGCCACGACGGGGUCCGGAAAAAGGCCAAGUACCUCCACGAUGCGCCGGAUGGGGCAUUGAUGCCGGGGAUCGGUGGGACCUUUUACAAUAAUGCCCUGCGAAACGGCAUGCCGCUGUCCCGGAAUGGUCAAGGCGGCGCAACCUUCUAUCCCACGCCCCAGUCGACGACCUUUGUCUAUCAGGAGACUCCCAUCAACCAGGUCUCAUUUCCCUCGCAAUCACCAGUGUCCCCGACGUUCAACCUCAAGCCCACCCCGACCGCGCGCGCGAACAGCCUAUCAUCCUCGGUCAAUCCGCAACCGCCAACCACGGGCGUCUCCGGGCCACCGGGCCCGGGCCAGAAUCCGUUCGCCGGUCCGUUCUUUGAUCCCAGUGACCCCGCGCUCUUCAACUUCGACCUCUCCAGCAUGAACUUCGAGAACCGAUACGGCGCAUUGGAAUUUGGCAUGCUGGGACACAUGGCGACUGGCGCCGGGGACUCCCCGAGCGAUUCUGCCACGCAGCGAGGAUCCAUGGGGCGCAGUGGCUCGGCACAAUUCGCCUCGACCCCGAUCACCGGUGCCCCAGGUUUUGGCGAAAGCCCAGGCAACCAGCAGCCGUUUAUGUUUGGGGACCCGCUCCUGAACGAAUGGCCUAGCGGGCAGACCCCGGGACAACCGCAUCUGCCGGGGGUCUAUGCGUCUGGGCAAGGCAGUGCGAUCCCCGGACACCUGACCAAGGCUGAUGCGCCCCAUGCCUUUGCGAUUGAGAGCGGGCCGGCCAGUUUCAAUAGCCCCGGAGCGACCACCAGCCCGCAGCUGCCGACUGGACUCGAGGAAUCCCCGUUUCACAGUGCGCUCGCCAGCAAGUCGAAUGGAUUGGCGCCCCACGGACAACGGCCGAUCAUCACGACGCCGAGUCUGAAGCAUCAGCAUUUGCAGGUCAGCGCGCGGCGGCGCCAACGCAACCCGUCGGCCAUCUACGACAGCGUCAAAGAGCCGUAUGCCUACACGAGUCGAUUCCACAACCUCACGGCCUUCAUCCAGCGGCGCUUCCCGCCCCAGAAGACGCUGCAGAUUGCCAAGGCGCUGGCAUCGAUCCGGCCGUCCUUCAUUGCGACGACCAAGACGCUCAACCGGGACGACCUGAUCUUCAUGGAGAAGUGCUUCCAGCGGACACUAUGGGAGUACGAGGAUUUCAUCAACGCGUGCGGCACCCCGACCAUUGUAUGUCGACGGACGGGCGAGAUCGCCGCGGUGGGCAAGGAGUUCAGUAUCCUGACGGGGUGGAAGAAGGACGUGCUCCUGGGCAAAGAGCCCAAUCUUAAUGUCAACACGGGGGGUUCUACCAUGCCGAGCUCGGGGGCCUCGUCGCGCAGCUUCACGCCGCGAUCGGCCGCGGAGAAUCCGACCCCCGGACGACCGCAACCGGUGUUCCUGGCGGAGCUGCUGGAUGAUGACAGCGUGGUGCAAUUCUACGAAGAUUUCGCGCGGCUGGCGUUUGGCGACUCUCGGGGCAGCGUGAUGACGACAUGCAAACUACUGAAGUACAAGACGAAGGAGGACAUGGAGGGGGCGGCAGGCGAGGAUGGACACCGGUGGAACAGCCACCUGCGCAAGGGCGGGAUUGCCAGCGAGGCGGGGAUGAACCAGCUGGGGUUCAAGGACGGGAAGGUCGAAUGUGCAUACUGCUGGACAGUCAAGCGAGACGUGUUCGACAUUCCGAUGUUGAUUGUGAUGAAUUUCUUACCGUGCAUUUAA
Molecule: messenger RNA, 2034 nt
Organism: Aspergillus ibericus CBS 121593
Lineage: Eukaryota; Fungi; Ascomycota; Eurotiomycetes; Eurotiales; Aspergillaceae
Product: Zn(II)2Cys6 transcription factor domain-containing protein
Exons: 3
Coding region: 1-2034 (677 amino acids)
Biological process (GO): cellular response to starvation; regulation of DNA-templated transcription
Cellular component (GO): nucleus
Molecular function (GO): RNA polymerase II transcription regulatory region sequence-specific DNA binding; DNA-binding transcription factor activity, RNA polymerase II-specific; zinc ion binding
Source: RefSeq, a predicted model, not a curated record